This is a messenger RNA of Cebus imitator (Panamanian white-faced capuchin), 541 nucleotides long. RefSeq names its product secretoglobin family 3A member 1 (gene SCGB3A1). NCBI's taxonomy places the organism in Eukaryota, Metazoa, Chordata, Mammalia, Primates, Cebidae. The record is from RefSeq and is a predicted model, not a curated record. Bases 97 to 414 code for a protein of 105 amino acids. The transcript has 3 exons. Gene Ontology annotation, biological process: positive regulation of myoblast fusion.
GCGAGGCAGGCCAGGGAGGGGCGAGGACCUGGUAUAUGAAGCCUUGUGAUCAGGCUCCGGCAGCCGCAGGACCCAGCGCGCCCCAGCCCCUGCGCCAUGAAGCUCGUUGCCGCUCUCCUGGGGCUCUGUGUCGCCCUUUCCUGCAGCUCCGCUGCUGCUUUCUUAGUGGGCUCGGCCAAGCAGGUGGCCCAGCCUGUCGCCGCGCUGGAGUCGGCGGAGGAGGCCGCGGCCGGGACCCUGGCCAAUCCGCUCGGCACCCUCAACCCGCUGAAGCUCCUGCUGACCGCCAUGGGCAUCCCCGUGAACCGUCUCAUAGAGGGCUCCCAGAAGUGUGUGGCUGAGCUGGGCCCCGAAGCCAUGGGGGCCGUAAGCGCCCUGAAGGCCUUGCUGGGGGCCCUGACAAUGUUUGGCUGAGCCGAGACUGGAGUAGCCUCACCUGAGGAUAAGAGGCUGCCCACCCUCGAAGGCUGAAAACCCCCACCGCGGGGCGGACAGUCCAUUCCCUUCCCCUGCAUCUCUCAAUAAACGUGGUUAAGAGCAA